This is a messenger RNA of Aspergillus pseudotamarii, 1203 nucleotides long. RefSeq lists its product as uncharacterized. Lineage: Eukaryota; Fungi; Ascomycota; Eurotiomycetes; Eurotiales; Aspergillaceae. The record is from RefSeq and is a predicted model, not a curated record. The coding region runs from base 1 to 1203 and encodes 400 amino acids. The transcript is spliced from 2 exons.
AUGGCUUCAAUCGCUAGCAGGUCGUCCCUAUUUGAGUCUCCAUCAGUUCCUAGAUCAUCCCAGCAAUGGAAAGCCGCUCUUCACGAUGUCAAGCUUCUGUAUAUCCAGUGCCAGUACAAACAAUGUGCUGCUCGGGCUACGGAGCUGCUCGAGAAAGCUAGAGAACCUCUGCACCCCGUCUACAAGACAUACCUCUACUUCUACAGCGCAGUCUGCUAUGAGGAGAUGGGUCGAGCCGCUCAUAAGUAUUCCGGCACCAAGGUUCCACUCCUCCAAGGCGCCUUAGAUCGGUUUGACAUCUGUAGCACCGUUCUGCCCUCUCCCAUACCGGUAUCGAGCCGCUCUUCGGAGGAGCUGAACCUCCCCUCACUGGGAGAAUCCUCUUCCGCUUCUGAGUCCUCAGAAAGCCCAUCAACUGUGUCCAGUCUUGUCACCAGCAUCACAGAUAUCAUUGACCGAACCAUUCAGUGGAAAGAGGAGGAUCCGUUCAUCUCAGACAGUGAUUCCUGCCCAGAUAUAGACAGUGGCACCGUUACUAGAGUUGUCGAUGGUAGAGCAGACCAUCUGCUUGUUCCCCUUCCAUUGACACUCAGGAAGCCUUCCGAUGAAGUCCUCCGUGAUUCAGGCCACACUGCACCUCGGAACGAGAGACCGGACCGAGCUCAUUUACCUCCUCCCCUACCUAUCAAGAUUGUUCCUCGUGCAGUCACAGGAAAGUACAAGAGAACCAUGGAUUUGCCAAUAGACAAUAGAGAUACCCGACUAUGCACUGAUGACCUACUCAUUGAUUUAAACGAAAGAAAGCCUGCACCUUCGACCCCACAGUACAGUGAUUCCAUCAGGCGCUACAAUAGUAGGAUUCGAUCCCUGCAGUCUCAAAUCGAUUCGAGCAUUAACUCAAUUCAUAUGCUGAUCGAUGAAGUCGAAGAGAAGCAGCAUACCCGCAAAAUGGCCAAGUCUAUCAAGCGAUCCGCAUCUUUCUGGAGUUUCAGUCCUAUUAAAGGUGGUGAUGGAUGCUGGGAGAAGGUUGACUUUCCAAAACGGUCCCCGGGCAAAGAAACUAAGCAGGAGAGAAUCGAGCGACUACGCAGUGAAGGAUGGAAGACAGUAGGACUGCGUUGUGCAGCGCGGGGAUGGAAAGGAGGAGAGUACUAUAAGGCUUAUUGCAGCUCUGUUUUGGAUGAGCUUUAUUUGGAGUCGUGA